CGCUGCCCCGGGCGCCCGGGGGCGGUCCGGCGGCGCCCGCCCUGAUGGCGCAUAAAGCCGCGGGCCACCUGCCGGGUUGCUCCUCCGCGCGCCAACGUCCCGGGCCCGCCGUGCCGCCGCCUCUCGGGUCCCCGGAGUCGCCGCCUCUGCCGCCUCUGCGCCCGGACCCCGUUCCCUUCGGGCGCGCAGUUGCCGGAGCGCCGCGUGGGCCCCGGGCGCGCGGACAUGGGCGGGUGCGCCAAGGCGGGCUGGGCGGCCGCGGCGCUGGGCGUCCUCGGGCUGCUGUGCGCGGUGCUGGGCGCCGUGAUGAUCGUGUCUGUGCCGUCCCUCAUCAGGGAGCAGAUCCUCAAGAACGUGCGCAUCGACCCCAGUAGCCUGACCUUCGACAUGUGGAAGGAAAUCCCCGUCCCCUUCUACCUCUCCGUCUACUUCUUCGACGUCGUCAACCCCAACGAGGUCCUGCAGGGCCAGAAGCCGCAGGUGCGGGAGCGCGGGCCCUACGUGUACAGGGAGUACCGGCACAAGGACAACAUCACCUUCAACGACAACGACACGGUCUCCUUCCUCGAGUAUCGCAGCUUCGAGUUCCAGCCCCUCAAGUCCAGCGGCUUGGAGAGCGACUACAUCAACAUGCCCAACAUCCUGGUGCUGAGCGCGGCCAUGAUGAUGGAGAAGAAGCCGAUGGCCCUGAAGAUGCUGAUGACCUUGGCCUUCAGCAGCCUGCGCCAGCGCGCCUUCAUGAACCGCACGGUGGGCGAGGUCAUGUGGGGCUACGACGACCCCCUCGUCAGCCUGGUCAACAAGUACCUGCCUGGCGUGUUCCCCAUCAAGGGCAAGUUCGGGCUGUUCGCGGAGCUCAACAACUCCAACUCCGGGCUCUUCACCGUGUACACGGGGAUCAAAAACUUCAGCCGCGUCCACCUCGUGGACAAGUGGAACGGGCUCAGCAAGGUCAACUACUGGCACUCGGACCAGUGCAACAUGAUCAACGGGACGUCUGGGCAGAUGUGGGCGCCGUUCAUGACCCCCGAGACCCCGCUGGAGUUCUACAGCCCCGAGGCCUGCCGGUCCAUGAAGCUCACCUACGAGGAGGCCGGGGUGUUCGAGGGCAUCCCCACCUUCCGGUUCAAGGCCCCCAGCACCUUAUUUGCCAACGGGUCCGUCUACCCGCCCAACGAGGGCUUCUGUCCCUGCCUGGAGUCUGGCAUCCAGAACGUCAGCACCUGCAGGUUCAACGCGCCCCUGUUCCUCUCCCACCCGCACUUCUACAACGCCGACCCCGCCCUGGCCGAGGCCGUGCUGGGCCUGCACCCCAGCGAGAAGGAGCACUCCCUCUUCCUGGACAUCCACCCGGUCACGGGGAUCCCCAUGAACUGCUCGGUGAAGCUGCAGCUCAGCCUGUACAUCAAGGCCGUGCAAGGCAUCGGGCAAACCAGGAAGAUCGCGCCCGUGGUCCUGCCGCUGGUGUGGUUUGAGGAGAGGGGGGCCAUGGAGGGCGAGCCCCUGCAGAAGUUCUACCUGCAGCUGGUGCUGCUGCCCAAGGUGCUGCACUGCGCCCAGUACGUGCUCCUGGCCCUGGGCGGCCUCCUGCUGCUCGUCCCCGUCAUCUACCAGAUCCGGAGCCAAGAGAGGUGCUACCUGUUCUGGAGCCGCGAUAAAAAGGGCUCGCGGGACAAGGAGGCCAUGCAGGCCUACUCCGAGUCCCUGAUGGCGGCGGCUCCCAAGGGCACGGUGCUGCAGGAGGCCAGACUGUAGGUGGGUACCAGGUUCCCCGAGAUACCAAGCGCCAGCCCAGCCCUGCUGCUCAGCCAGCCGGGCUCCCCAGCCCCGGCACCCCGCUUCUCCAGGACGCUCCCAGCGAACAGCCUGCCGGCCCCAGCGUCUGACUGCACACGUGUGAUCAAACACUGCACACCCCCACACCUGGCCGUGCGCACAGGUGUGUCAGACACGCUCAGGGAUGGGGAUGCUACCGAGGGGACUCGGGGAGCGGCGCACCAGCGGGGACUGUUCUGGAACCUUCUCGCCAAGGCCCUCAUGGGCCCGUGGGCGAGUCGGUCAGCCUCUGGACCACUGGGCCCCAGCGCCUUGUCCACCAGCCAGCAAGACAGGGCUCCUCCUCCCAGGGCGGCCGCUGUCCCGAAGCCCAGCCCGGGGGCGCAGACUUCUCGGGCCAAAGCCGGGGGAGGGGGGCCGUGGGCACAGCCCCUCACACAGGCCUGGGCCGGCCCCCCACCCCCACAGGACUCUGGUCUCCUGGGGUUGGCGGUGGGGAGCCCCUUCCCUCGGCGACACUGACAUGGAGCUGCAUUCCUGAGCCGGCCCCUGGGGUGGCGGAGGCCCCGCCCCAGCUACCCCCCAUGAGGGCCCCCCAUCUUGGUGCCGGGCCAGAGGCGGGGAGGUCAGGGCCCUGCAGCCUGGGGGUCCGGCCUGGGGGGGACCUGUCCACUCACGGCUUCCCGCCCCGAGAGCGCCUCUGCCUCUUUUCUACUGGAAGAAAAAUAAGUUUUAUCAUCUUUUUAAAAGAAUUCACUAUUGGAGUAAUAAACCUUUUAAAAAAGCGA
Messenger RNA from Myotis daubentonii (Daubenton's bat), 2564 nucleotides. It is a transcript of the gene SCARB1, whose product is annotated as scavenger receptor class B member 1. NCBI's taxonomy places the organism in Eukaryota, Metazoa, Chordata, Mammalia, Chiroptera, Vespertilionidae. The record is from RefSeq and is a predicted model, not a curated record. Gene Ontology annotation, cellular component: cytoplasm; caveola. Gene Ontology annotation, biological process: recognition of apoptotic cell; plasma lipoprotein particle clearance; cholesterol efflux. Gene Ontology annotation, molecular function: scavenger receptor activity; lipid binding; low-density lipoprotein particle binding.